Messenger RNA from Lathyrus sativus (Indian pea), 1233 nucleotides. NCBI's taxonomy places the organism in Eukaryota, Viridiplantae, Streptophyta, Magnoliopsida, Fabales, Fabaceae. The record is from the annotation of a GenBank genome assembly.
AUGGGUUGUUCCCAUGGCAAGUGUUGCUGUGUCGAAUCUUCUUCAUUGGAUAGAGACUCUAGAAAAACUGGGUUUCAUCAUAGUCAUAGGAAGAACAUACUGGCUCAGAGAGUACUGAAACAUGUUUCUGUUCCUUCACAUAACUUUGUUUUGGAGUAUACCUUUCUCACACUGCGAGGAUACUACCCUGAUUCACUGGAUAAACAAAACCAAGAUAAUUUUUGCAUCAGGACACAAAUUCAAGGUAACCCCAAUAUUCAUUUCUUUGGUGUUUUUGAUGGGCACGGUCAAUUUGGUAGUCAGUGUUCAAACUUUGUUAGGGAUAGGUUGGUAGAGAAAUUAUCUAAUGACCCUGCAUUGGUGGAGGACCCUGUUCAAGCCUACAAUUCUGCCUUCUUGGCAACAAAUCAUGAAUUGCAUACUAGUGACAUUGAUGAUUCUAUGAGUGGCACAACGGGAAUUACAGUGCUUGUUAUUGGAGAUACCCUCUAUGUUGCUAAUGUUGGUGAUUCGAGAGCUGUGUUAGCUGUUAAGGACGGGGAUCGAAUUGUUGCACAGGACUUGUCCUCUGAUCAAACACCAUUUCGGAGAGAUGAAUAUGAGAGAGUGAAACUUUGUGGAGCAAGGGUGUUGAGUGUUGAUCAAGUGGAAGGGCUCAAGGAUCCAAGUAUCCAACAUUGGGGUAACGAAGAGAGUUGGGAUGGCGAUCCUCCGAGGUUAUGGCUUCCAAAUGGGAUGUAUCCUGGAACUGCAUUUACAAGGAGUUUAGGGGAUAGGUUGGCGGAGACAAUUGGUGUGGUUGCUACUCCUGAGGUGUCAAUAGUUCGGCUUACACCUAAUCAUCCCUUCUUUGUUGUUGCUAGUGAUGGCAUAUUUGAAUUCUUGUCAAGCCAAACUGUUGUUGAUAUGACAGCGAAAUUUACAGAUCCCCGUGAUGCAUGUGCGGCCAUUACCGAAGAGUCAUAUAAACUAUGGUUGGAACUUGUGAAUCGAACAGAUGACAUAACAAUUAUCAUUGUCCAGAUUAAAGGAUUCUCUAAUUCAAGUACAUCUGGAAUUGAAUCAAGUGAGGUCAAUGUUGGUACUGCAAUGAGAACCAGGACAGGAACUUCUGAGAUAUCUGAUACCACAGAUAUUGAUGUUUAUCGUUCUGUGACGAGCAGUUUCUCUGAUUCACAAUCAUGCCAGCAUGUGGCUUCAACGAGGAGCCCAGACACAGUUGUUCACUCUUAA